Molecule: messenger RNA, 1059 nt
Organism: Phaeodactylum tricornutum CCAP 1055/1
Lineage: Eukaryota; Bacillariophyta; Bacillariophyceae; Surirellales; Neidiaceae
Gene: FABD
Product: malonyl-CoA:ACP transacylase
Exons: 1
Coding region: 1-1059 (352 amino acids)
Molecular function (GO): [acyl-carrier-protein] S-malonyltransferase activity
Source: RefSeq, a predicted model, not a curated record
AUGGGGAUGCUCCUACUGACUGUUCGUCGUCUCGGAUGGGCAACAGCUUUUGCGCCGUCCUUCCAAUCGAGCAUCGCUACGGCCACGCGAGCUCGAACCUCAUCUCGCCAAGCCAGUGAUUCUGACUUUGAUGACUUUUCUUCCCAGACGGCAUUCAUGUUCCCCGGGCAGGGCGCACAAUUUGUCGGCAUGUGUGGUGACGUCGUUAAGGAUGUACCCAAAGCCCAAGCGCUCUUCGAUCAAGCCAGCGAGAUUCUGGGCUACGACUUGCUGCAAGUGUGCGUUGACGGACCCAAGGAAAAGCUGGAUUCAACCGUAGUUUCACAGCCAGCUAUUUUUGUUGCCAGCAUGGCGGCGGUGGAAAAGCUCCGACAGGAACAGGGCGACGACGCCAUCAACGCCGCCACCUGCGCCAUGGGAUUGAGUUUGGGCGAAUACUCGGCGCUUUGCUUUGCCGACGCCAUUUCCUUUGCAGACGGUGUCAAAAUCACCAAGGCUCGGGGAGAAGCCAUGCAAGCCGCCGCUGAUGCCGUCGAUAGUGGCAUGGUUUCCGUUAUUGGACUAGACAAGGAAAAGGUGGCCGAGCUCUGUGCCAUGGCCAGUGAGAAAAGUGGCGAACGGAUCCAGAUUGCUAACUUCCUUUGCAGCGGAAACUACGCCGUGAGUGGCAGUUCCAAGGCGUGUGAGGCCGUCAAUGAACUCGCCAAACCCGAGUUCAAAGCACGCAUGACGGUGAAACUUGCCGUGGCCGGGGCGUUUCAUACGGAUUUCAUGAAACCGGCUGUUGCCUCCUUGGAAAAGGUCCUGGCCGAUGUCGAGAUUCAAAAACCACGAAUCCCCGUCAUUAGCAACGUGGAUGCCAAGCCACAUUCCGAUCCCGAAACCAUCAAAAAGCUCUUGGCGACCCAAGUCACGUCACCCGUCUUGUGGGAAAAUACUAUGGAUCUUAUGCUUUCCAGUGGCUUCGAAAAGGCCUUUGAACUAGGGCCUGGUAAAGUUACGGCCGGGAUUCUCAAGCGAUUCGAUAAAAAAGCCGAAUGUGAAAACGUUGAGGUGUAA